AGCCAGGAAGGAAGAAAGGGUGGCACAGGACAUUUGAAGUUGGGGGUUGGGGGACAGUGCUGAGGAGGGUUCAGUGCUGGGAAGCAAUAUUAACUGUUAUGGUCCAAACCCUCACCUCAACCCCAAUACUGACUCUGGUCCCAUUCUACUUGGUUUCAUCUCUGUCUUACUUACUAUGAGCUCCCUGAGGGCAGGACUCCGGGCUCAGCUCUUCUCUACAUUAAUAGUCACUUCUUACCCCCAAGAUAUUGUGGUCAUACCAGGACUUGCCAAGAGGAAAGCUGAAGAGAUGCACUUAGAUUAUCCAGUGCAAUUGCUGCUAUAGAUAAAAGUGCAAGGUGUUCCUCUGACCUUGAGGAACUUAUAGACUAGUUUGGUAGUCAAGAGAGAUGCAGAGAGCAGAGAAAAACAUUAGGUGCUAAAUCUUGGGGCACUGCUUGCUUCAGGAGCUCAGGAAAAGUAUGCUCACAGAAGCUGAGAAGGGCUUCCUCAUAAGGGGAUCCUUUAACCAGGCCCAAGCCUAUAUAGCUGGAAAAACUGGGUCCAUGUAGGAAAUUGUGGAGGAGGCUCACUGGGGCUGCAGGUACAAGGUGAGAGAUGGUGGGAGUUAAGGCUGUUGAGGUGAGGAGAGAAGGGCCGGCCUGCCUAAAGGCCCACCAGAAAGGCAGGCAAAGUGCCCUCUCCUUCUACUGUCCUCCUCUUACCUCCAUCCCAAUCUUGGGAGACCCCAGAAUUUGAACUUUAGAAAUUCUGGAGCCAAAAGACCUGACCUCAAGACCUGGCUCUGCCACUUACUAGCUGUUUGACCUUGGGCAUGCUAUUCACGCUCUGAUCCGCAGUUGGGCCAUCUGUAAGAUGGGGACAGUGCUACCUAAGUCACUGGGUGUUGGGAGGAUUGAGGGAAAUAGUAUCUAUAAAGCACUUAACACUUCCUAGUAUAUUGUAAUGGCCUAAUACAUGGAGGGGUUCUUAUUGUUUUGGGGUAGCCUUUGCCACCAAUGUCAGUGCAGAACUCUGGAUGGCCCCGCCAAGAGGACAGCCCCAACCCCCAGGAGCCAGGUCCACCAGCCAACUCAGACAGUGACUCAGGCUACCUGCCGGGCGAGGACCCUGAGGAUACCUCUGCUCAGGGUCCUGCUGUUCUGGGCCUGGGUUCCCUUUGCCUGGACACCAACCAAGCCCCCAACUGGACUGGGCUUCAGACCCUCCUGCAGCAACUCCCUCCACAGGACAUUGAUGAGCGCUACUGCCUGGCCCUUGGGGAGGAGGAGCUGGCUGAGCUGCGGCUCUUCUGUGCCAGGCGGAAGCAGGAGGCCCUGGGACAGGGGGUGGCCCGCCUGCUACUUCCCAAGCUUAAAGGACACACCUGUGAGAAGUGCAGGGAGCUGCUGAAGCCAGGGGAGUACGGAGUGUUUGCAGCCCGGGCAGGGGAACAGCGCUGCUGGCACCAGCCCUGCUUUGCCUGCCAGGCCUGUGGCCAGGCCCUGGUAAACCUCAUCUACUUCUACCAUGAUGGACAACUCUACUGCGGCCGUCAUCAUGCAGAGUUGCUGCGCCCACGCUGCCCGGCUUGUGACCAGCUGAUCUUCUCUCGGCACUGCACCGAGGCAGAGGGACGGCACUGGCAUGAGAACCACUUCUGUUGCCAGGACUGCGCCGGGCCCCUGGGCGGGGGACGUUAUGCCCUGCCUGGGGGAAGCCCCUGCUGCCCCAGCUGCUUCGAGAACCGCUACUCGGAUGCAGGCUGGAGCUCGGCUGGGGCACUGGAAGGGCAGGCGUUCCUUGGAACAGGGGACACUGGACCCGACCGAACUGAAGGAAGGGACCAAACCUCGCUGAACUCUGUGACCCUCUCCCGAACACUCCUCGCUGCUGCCGGCUGUUCCAGCCUGCAAACUCGGACGGGGCUGCCUGGAUCCAGUCCCCAGCAGGAGAGCCGACCUGGGGACAAAGCGGAAGCACCCAAACGGCAGGAGCAAUGCCGCCUGAAGACUCCUCGUCAUCCCAAGGACACUCCUUUCCCCACUUACUCCUCUUCCUCUGACUCGGAACCUGAAGGCUUUUUCUUAGGCGAGCGCCUUCCCCUGUCCUGGAAGACCCCCGGAAGCCUCCAAGCAGAGGACAGCAACGCCUCUAAGAAGCACUGCACCGUGUGCUAGAGGCGCAGCUCAGAGAAGGGGGUGUGAAUGGGGGAAAAGAAGUCUAUAGAGCGGGAGAACAAGGCUAUCCUCCCCCUAGAAAAAUCCUAGACUGAAACGCAGUCAUGCGCACGCCCAUGAGAGGCGGCGAGGUGACAAGUUUGGAGUGCACCCCCUUCAGCACUGCGUGUUCUAGGACUUCUGGUGGAGAGCUUUUUGGCAAAACCCAUUGUCCAAAGCUACGCUUCCCUUGCUGAGAUAGCCCCCACCCCCACCUCCACAGGCUGGGACAGCCCCGUCCCCACCAUCCUCUUCCCGAGCCAAUUAAAUGAUCACAGCACGCGUGACGGUUACCGGCUGGAGAGCCGGAGGUGGGACGGGGAGCAGGGGACCGUAGAGCUGGGCCGCGCUCCUCCCCUCGUAGAGUUGGUGGACGCGCAGCAGGGGGCCGUCCCUCUCUUCCGAUGUCGGACUAAGAGAACAGCGUCCCCUGCCGACCGGUGGCCACCGGAAGUGCCAGACCGGAGGUGCGUCAUCCGCCGGCGACGCCUAUACGGUUCCUCCAACGAAGUUCGUGCGAAGCUUUCUAUUAUGGCUUCCAGCGGGGUCCCGGUGAGCGCUGCCGGCUCGGCUAAUGAAACCCCCGAAAUACCUGACAACGUGGGAGAUUGGCUUCGGGGCGUCUACCGCUUUGCCACUGAUAG
This is a messenger RNA of Sapajus apella (tufted capuchin), 2842 nucleotides long. RefSeq names its product prickle planar cell polarity protein 4 (gene PRICKLE4). NCBI's taxonomy places the organism in Eukaryota, Metazoa, Chordata, Mammalia, Primates, Cebidae. The record is from RefSeq and is a predicted model, not a curated record. The transcript is spliced from 7 exons. Gene Ontology annotation, molecular function: zinc ion binding. Bases 999 to 2159 code for a protein of 386 amino acids.